GAGAGAGAGAGAGACACACAAACACAGAGAGAGAGACCGAGAGAAGAGGAGGGGACAAGCUGACAGUAAUACAGGAAGAGCAGGGCUGGUAGACGAUGUGCUACUAACUGAAGUACUAAUGCUCCAGACCAUUUACGAGGCCGACUCCUGUUUCUUCGCAGACAGCAUCGGGAAACACCGGCUGCCUCUGACCCCUCACGACGCUGACAUGCACAACGUCAACAACUCAGUGGACAUUAAGCCAGAGGUUCCACUGGCUCUUGAUCCGGGCUCCCCAUUGGACCUACGUACAGACAUUAGGAUGCAGGGUUCGGCCGCAGAUCCCACUAUGUGGGAAAGACAACUUCAACAAGAGCUGCUCCUCAUUCAGAAACAACAGCAGAUUCAGAAACAGUUACUCAUCACUGAGUUCCAGAAGCAGCACGAGAACCUGAUUCGCCAGCAUCAGGCCCAGAUACAAGAGCAUUUGAAGUUGCAGCAGGAACUACUUGCUAUGAAGCAACAACAGGAGCAGCUGGAGAAAGAGAGGAAACUAGAGCUCCAGAGUCAGGAGAGAGAACUGGAGAGACAUCACCGUGAACAACAAGUGCUGGUCCUCCGCAACAGAGAGAAGAGCAGAGAGAGUCUGACAGGUGCAGUGGCCAGCACUGAGGUCAAGCAGAAACUCCAAGAGUUUCUGUUGAGUAAAUCCACCAAAGAUGGUACAUUUAAUGGGGUCCCCCAGAAAAUCACACAGAGCUCCAAACUGUGGUACACGGCCUCCCAUCACACCUUUCUGGAGCAAAGUUCACCUCCUUUGGGAGGAGCGUCCUCCUCCUGCAAGAUCUCCCUGCUCUCCCCACAAGACUCCCGGGAUGACUUUCCUCUGAGGAAGACAGUCUCAGAGCCCAAUCUGAAGGUGCGGUCCAGGUUAAAGCAGAAGGUUGCAGAGAGGAGGAGCAGCCCACUCCUCAGGAGGAAGGAGGGGAGCAUCAUGUCACCCUUCAAAAAGAGAGCCCUGGAGCUUCUGGAAUCCACAGCCAGCAGCAGUGCACCAGGAUCAGGGCCCAGUUCACCUAACGGGGCCUACAGUGCCUUGGGGGCUGAAAACGGACCCUCCUCUCUACCAGUCACCACACGUACUGAGCGGUGGCCGUCACAGCCGAGGUUAUUAGGGCCUGAAAGCUCAGUGUCUAUGUUAAAUCUCUACACAUCUCCAUCGCUGCCCAAUAUCUCCCUGGGUUUCUCAGCUGCCACUUCUCCCAUCAGUGCUGCUUUAGGACUUCAGGAGAAGCAUUUUGAGGGCGGUGGCGUAUCAGUGGUCAUUCCGGGUUUGCCCACCCAUCUUCUGGGUCCAGUCCCCCUGUCUGUUGCUAUGGAGACCAAAGUGAGCAGCAGCCACCAAGCUCUCCUGCAGCACCUCCUCCAGAAAGAGCAACUCCGCCACCAAAAGAUCCUCUCUACUGGUCAAAGUCCUGUGCAUCCCCCUUCUCCGCUGGCCAUGAUGGAAAGCUCUCCGAGCAGCACCCGACCCAAACUGCCUCGUCACCGGCCCUUAAACCGAACCCAAUCUGCUCCGCUGCCCCAGAGCACACUAGCUCAACUUGUGAUUCAGCAGCAACACCAAAACUUCCUGGAGAAGCAGAAACAGUACCAGCAACAGGUCCACAUCAACAAGAUGCUUUCGAAAUCAAUUGAGCAGCUUCGUCAGCCAAAUGUCCACCCGCAGGAGUCAGAGGAGGAAGAGGGAGAGGAUUUUUAUGACCAGGCCAUGCAGGAGGACAGCUCGCCCUCUGUUGGCGUCAUCCGGAAGUACAGUCCCGACAGCAACCGCAGCAACACCUCCGCUUCACCCACCGAGCCACUGGACACUGUCAUCCGGGUGAAAGAGGAGCCCAAUGCCAGUGAUGAUGAGACAAUGGCCACUCAGAGCCUGGCCGAAAAGCAGAGCUCCUACAUUCACUAUGUUAAAGGCAGGAUGGUGAUCCAGGCCAUGAUAUGAAACGACAGAUACAUCUUCACACUCGCACACGAAGGCACAGGCUAACAUACACACGACAUGCUUACACGACACAGAGCCAUCGCUUUGUGAGCUUCAGAAGUGAUCUCAUUCGUGAACUUGUUUAGUGAUCUCUGUAUUGUACGUUGUAUGUUUUGUAUAUAAUUGAAUACGAUGAGAAUUUAGCCAACUUGGUCUUUUAAAUGCUAAGAAGCAGUUUUUGAUUGUUUGUUGAUAGUUGAUAAUUUAAGAAAUCCUUUCUACUUUCUACCCACUCUUUGGAAAACAGCAACUCAAAGCUCUUGUAGGAUAUUUCUGUGAUUUUCCCCAUGGCACUAUGGAUUACUUAUAGAUCUUUCUUUGCUUUUUAUGAAUGUUAUUAUAAAGAUAUGUCACAGUUUGUAUGAUGAAAAAAAAUGAGAGACUCCCAAAUUGUUUGGAAACAAGUCAGUAACCAUGAAAAUCCACACAACGACAGAAUAAAAUGAAUAUUCUAGGUUCAACACAAGUUAAACUCAAUCGACAGCACUUGUAGGUUAAUGUUGAUUACCACAAAAAAUAUAAUACAAUAUAAUAAUUUUAUAAAAAUUGUAAUUAAUUGUUCUAUUGAAACGUGUCUAUUAUUUGUGCUGUAAAGUUCUUGUCACCAUAUUUAUGGUCAUUUUUGGGUUUUAGACAUUCUGUUGUAAAAUGGCAGCGCAGUUAUAAAACUCAACAUAACUUUGAACAGAAAAGGUUAGUAAGCAAAUUUUCAUACUUCAAUCAUGUUAAAAACACAGCAUAUUGUUUACAUACUAUUGAAAUGGUAAGUAUUUUAACAAAUUGGCCUCAUUCAUUUUUUGCAUUGUUGUAGUAGUCGAUAUUGUGCUAAGUGCUGUCGAUUAAGCUUAACUUUUAUUGAAACCCGGAAUAUUCCUUUAACAGUUAGAACAAGAUCUGGAAAGCUCUAGAAUGACAUUCUGUGUUCCCUGUUCUCCUGUGGCCCAAACCGAAGGCUGCCCUGGAUUGUGAGCAGCGCUCUGCUCCUUGCUGAAUUCUGAGAGGUAGAGAGUUGUAGAGGAAAUGCCUGGUGGAAGCCAGGAAUCAGAAUGAUUCAUGAGCGUAGGCAUGCUGGGAGAGGACAACUCCACGCUGAAGUCAAGCGGGCCCAGCAGUGAGCUCUGAUUUACUGUUGAGGCAAAUUACAAUGUGAGUGAGGAGACGGCGGGGGGAGCCCCCUUUUAAAGCCAAUCAUUUCCUCUGUAUUCCCACGUGAUGUGUUUACCAUGACAUAUAGGCUUGAUGUUACUUCGGUAGAAAAAAAAGGUAAUCGUUCUGUUCUUUCCUGAGGCAGUGUUGCCAGGCCGUCUUCAUGAAGUGCUCGGUUCAACUUGCGUGAUAGUUUCAAGAAAUGUACUAUCGUAAUUUUUUGUUAGCGAGCCAUCUUUCCUGUAUUUUUCUAUUUUUAUUUCAAGCAUUUGGUGUAAAACUGUUCAGUUUUGUGACUGAGAUCCUCUGAAAAACAUUAAAAAAAAACAACUCAAAGAGGAAAACACGUUUAAUUGAUGUGAGCCAUCACUCUGUCUACAAAUAGCCUGUGAGUCAACCUGAGCUGGCCUGUUUCGUUCCUGUUGUCUGUUCCACUGUUCUGGAUGUUAAUAAGAACUGUCCGCUAGCGAUAUAAUGUCACAUUUAGUACGCGUUCCCUUCUGU
This is a messenger RNA of Sinocyclocheilus grahami, 3670 nucleotides long. RefSeq names its product histone deacetylase 9b (gene hdac9b). The transcript is spliced from 11 exons. The record is from RefSeq and is a predicted model, not a curated record. NCBI's taxonomy places the organism in Eukaryota, Metazoa, Chordata, Actinopteri, Cypriniformes, Cyprinidae. Bases 119 to 1981 code for a protein of 620 amino acids.